This is a messenger RNA of Oncorhynchus mykiss (rainbow trout), 1113 nucleotides long. RefSeq names its product SLAM family member 5. Gene Ontology annotation, cellular component: membrane. NCBI's taxonomy places the organism in Eukaryota, Metazoa, Chordata, Actinopteri, Salmoniformes, Salmonidae. The record is from RefSeq and is a predicted model, not a curated record.
UGUGUGUUUUGGUGAGUCUAGCUAUCUACCAGUCAGAGAUAGAUGAGGAGGACGUACAGCCAGAGGAAACAGACACAACUCCUAACAGAGAUGUCUGGUGGUCCCCUCUCGUGCUUCUCCAAACAGGGAAUACUCCUACUCUCUAUCCUCCACCAUGGGAUCUGGGCUGAAGUCCCUCCGAAGGACCUGUAUGGAUUGAGGGGGGGUUUGGUGUGCCUGGCUGUAUCAGAACCACCGCAGGAGCCUGGAAGACAAAGUUGGAAGGUCAAUAGUACCAUAAUAGUUUCUGACAGAAAGGUCUCUCCUAAAUACCAGGAGAAAGUGGAGUAUAAUCCACUGAACUACUCUCUGUGCAUUAAGAAUCUGAGUGAAAAAGACAGAGGAACUUACAUUGCAACCUAUGAGAAAAAUUGGGAAGAGUUGACUACUACAUACAGACUAACAGUACAGGAGCCUAUAUCCAUGGUGGUGAUCCAGAAGGAGAUCACGCUGUUGGCCAACCAGUCCUGUUCAGUGUGGUUGAUGUGCAACGUUUCAGUCUGCUCCAACAUCUCCUACACCUGGGAGAGAGGGAAGGAAACAUACAGGGACGACCAGCAGAUACACUUCUCUCUGUCACCAGCAGACGGAGACAUCAGUGUAACCUGCACUGCCUCCAACACAGUCAGUGAGAAAUCUGCCUCUACAACAGUAAAGUGUAGUAAUGACACAACCAUCCCAGGGCUGGUGUGGUGUAUCAUCUGCAUUGUAGUGGUGUUGACCCUCAUUGUAGCGGUGGCAGUGUAUUGCUGCAGGGGCAGCCGUAACACGGACACAGUACAUCAAAAUGACAAGACAAUAUAUGCGGAUGUUAUGGGCAGUACAAUAAAUAAAGAUACAAGAGGGACAGUGGAUGAUCUGGCUGAACCAAGACUGAACAAGCCGCAGACUCUGUACGACGAGAUCAAAGUUGGAUGCCCAAAAGCGCCCUCUUCUGCCUACCAGGAAGUACUUGUGAGCUGAGCAGGAUGUGUUCAUAGGAUGGGCCUUAUAUCUCUGCAUCAUCUGCAUCCAAGGCUACAGUCUGUAGAUGGAUGUUACUGUUAACUUUUAUCACGACUUGCACAUUUCUGA